This is a messenger RNA of Mya arenaria, 714 nucleotides long. RefSeq names its product neuroglobin-1-like. The transcript has 2 exons. Lineage: Eukaryota; Metazoa; Mollusca; Bivalvia; Myida; Myidae. The record is from RefSeq and is a predicted model, not a curated record. Bases 1 to 714 code for a protein of 237 amino acids. Gene Ontology annotation, molecular function: oxygen binding; heme binding.
AUGGGCUGUGCCAAUUCUGCGGCGAAUAAUGCUCAUAGGUCGUGUAUGAAGCUGCUUGAAAAUGGCAUAGACGCGAACCGCACACCCACCAUUCGGAUCACCCUCAACAACAUCAGUUCAGUGAACAGUGAUAUUUCUGAGGACGAGAGCGGCAUUGUCAAAAGGACUUGGUCUGUUCUAGCCAAAGACUUGCAGGGAAAUGGGAUGCAGGUUUUCUUGCGUAUUUUUGAAAUCCAUCCGGAAAUAAAGAAACUCUUUAAAGUUGAGAAUGUUCGUCACUCGGAGCUCGCGCGUAACAUUGUGAUUAAGGGACACGCUGCCCGCUUCAUGAGCGCGAUUGGGGCCGCUGUGGAUAACAUUGAUGACCUUGACAACACCCUCGCUCAGCUGCUCUUUACUCUUGGGAAGCAGCACAAACAUUACGUGGGUUUCAAGGUCGAGUACUUCGAAGUGUUCUAUGAAGCCCUAAUGUGGCAGUGGGCGCGCGCUCUUGACGCCAGAUUUACAGCAGAAGUGUCGGACAGCUGGAGUCACGUUUUUGUAUACUUAAUGGCAAAACUGCAGGCUGGAUACAACUCUCCCCAACCUCUCGAGAUUGAGGAGGCGCCUAAGAAUGUACAUUUCCGCAAACUUUCAGGGUCUUCCAAUGGCAUCUCAGGUGACUCGCGAUUUUCCUCACAGUCUCAGGGACUUUCAGUUUAUACCAUGAGAUGA